AUUUCCAGCAUUUUGUUUUAACAAUAUUUGUUUGGUGUUGAUAGAUUUAUCCAGGUUUUGAGAGUUCUGGUUUCAAAGUGAGGUAUAUUGGGCAUGUGAUCAAUGGCACAGGUUAUCCAUUGAUUGUACUGAAUGGUGAAAUAGGCUCAAGGGGGAAUGGUCUGCUCUUAUUUCUCAGCAUGCCAACUUGAAAUUGUAAAGUUCUCCCCCUCCCCCAUGAAAUAAUUAGAGCUUCAUCCCCAAGAAAUGUCUUGCUCAUCAAUUACAUUGAAAGAUGUAAAAAAAUGAUAAUAUUAGAGAUUGAAGUGUUUGGUUGGUGAUUGGAGGACCAGGCUUUCUGAUCAAUAUAGUAAACAUAUGGAUUUUGAGUGCACUGACAUUGUCCUGAACCAAUCCCCAUAUAGUUGCAGAUUUUAUCAGAAGAUGAUGCUGACUUGCCCUCUUCUUAAGGUAAAAGUGACAAGGACCCAAUCUCAGAGCUGUGUCUAGGGGCUCUUGUGAUGUAGUGAUAGUGUCCUUACUUGCAGCCCAGGAGACCCAGGUGUUAUGACACUGGGUAAAUCCCUUAGCAACACAGAAAAGAUUUAUCUUGUACAGUAAUCUGUGAAAAUUCAAGAGGCCAAUAACUAUUUAAAGUAAAAAUUAACAACUUUAUUUCUUAAAAUAUAACAGAGAAUAAUUAACUAACACUAUUUACAACUCCUUUGUCUCACCUAUUGUCAGAAAAAUUUGCCCAAUAGGUUAGGGAUCACAAAGCACAUCUCGAUGUGAAAUUGACAAACACUUCAUUGCAAGCGAUAUCGCUGGAAGAGAAACAGACGAGGCUGACACAGAACUGACAGUCUGUACAGGAAUACUUGUAUGAAAAUUUUACAGAGGACAUGGUAUAUGAAGAAACGUACUGCCCUGAAGAAGAUGAAACCCCCAAGUAUUUCCGGAAAGUUCUUGUCCCCUUGCUUUAUUUCUUAGUUUUCUUGUUCGGGACCAUUGGCAAUGGCUUGGUGUUGCUGAUCCUGUUACGUUACAGGCACUUCCGGACUCCGACUGACAACUACUUGCUGCACCUGGCAAUGGCUGAUCUUCUCCUUGUCCUGGGCCUUCCUUUCAUUGCUAUGGAAAAUAUUUUGGGAUGGCGCUUCAAAACUUUCCUUUGUAAAGCGAUAGGUUCCCUUCACAAGCUCAACUUCUUCUGCAACAGUCUGCUUUUAGGGUGCAUCAGCUUUGACCGGUACCUGGCAAUUGUCUAUGCGGUCCAAACCUACAAAAAACGCAAAGCCCGGUAUGUGCACCUGGUCUGCUCAGCUGUCUGGGCCAUAGGAUUCCUCCUUCAAAUUCCAACUCUUGUCUUCUUAAAAGUUGAGACAAAGUUGCCAGAGAACAUUUCCAAAUGCACCUACCCAUCAGAUGACAUUAGGGCGAAUGACUGGCUCUUGGCCGAGCAAAUCCUGUACCAUGGUAUUGGCUUUUCCUUGCCACUUGUUGUCAUGUGUUACUGUUACACCAAAGUGAUUCAAACUCUGUGCAAGACCCAGAACUUUGAGAGGCAUAAGGCCGUCAAGAUGGUGCUGACAGUCACUGUCAUGUUUUUCAUCUGCUGGUCUCCUUACAAUGUGGCAAUUAUCAUCAAGACACUGCGAUCACUGGAUGUGUUUAUUGCUGACUGUGAGUUCUACAGAAAACUGGCUUUUGCCAUUGUUCUGUCAGAGAGUGUCGGCUUCAGUCACAGCUGUCUCAACCCAAUCCUCUAUGUGUUUAUUGGUGUCAAAUUCAGAAAUGACAUUUUGAAACUUCUGAGAGAGAUUGGCUGUAUUAGUCAAGCCACCAUGGACAGUCACUUCCAUCUGAAACGUGCUGGGAAGAAUGGGAAUCCAUCUGUCUCUGACAAUACCACCUCUUGGUCUAAUGUUUAAAAAUGGCAGUUGUUCCAGUCAGAGAUUGACAGGAACUGCAAAAUGGUAGGAUUAAUAAAUUGAGGUGGAAGAUGUUACUUUUUUUUAUAAAUCAACCUGUUACGACACACUCCAGGGUAGGCUUGACUGGUACCUUCUGGCUGAAUGCUAGGGCUUGUAUCACUGCAUCAUAAAACCCCUCCUGGGAAAGAUGUCAGAGACAAAUUGGGUGUCCAAUUGUAUAAUUUCAAAAUAAAUAAGACAAAAAGACAUAGGAACAAAAGUAGACCAUUCAGCCCAUUGAGUCUGUUCCACCAUUCACAGAGAUCAUGGCUGAACUCAACAGCACCAUACUGCCUUUUCCCCAUAAUCCUUAAUCCCUUCACCGAUUAAAAAUAUGUCUGCCUCAGCUUUAAAUAUACUUAUUAACCCUUGCCUGUGGCAAAGAAUUUCACAAAUUCACAACCUCUGAGAGACAAAAU
Molecule: messenger RNA, 2371 nt
Organism: Chiloscyllium plagiosum (whitespotted bambooshark)
Lineage: Eukaryota; Metazoa; Chordata; Chondrichthyes; Orectolobiformes; Hemiscylliidae
Gene: cxcr5
Product: C-X-C motif chemokine receptor 5
Biological process (GO): immune response; calcium-mediated signaling; positive regulation of cytosolic calcium ion concentration
Cellular component (GO): external side of plasma membrane; membrane
Molecular function (GO): C-C chemokine binding; C-C chemokine receptor activity
Source: RefSeq, a predicted model, not a curated record